AUGUCUUCGACAGACACUCCUGACCCUGCCACCACCCCAUGCUCUGCCACCACAGCAGUAGCUACGGCAACUUCGUCUCCCUCGGAAACCUCCACUCCAUCUCCCGCCAUGUCCAAUGCUACUACUACCACGACUGCUCCCACCGCACGCCGUCCUCAAAGGAAGAGUACCUUGACGCAGCAACAGAAGAACAACAAACGCCAGCGCGCGACCCAGGACCAAUUGGUCACCCUCGAAGUCGAGUUCAACAAAAACCCUACCCCUACCGCUGCCACUCGUGAAAGAAUCGCCCAAGAUAUCAACAUGACCGAGCGGUCCGUUCAGAUCUGGUUUCAAAACAGACGCGCUAAGAUCAAGAUGCUUGCGAAGAAGAGCAUCGAAACCGGCGAAGGAUGCGAUUCAAUCCCCGAAUCAAUGCGCCAAUAUCUAGCAAUGCAAUUCGAUCCCAGCAAACCUGGUGCAAGAGACGCUUUUGGCCGGACAGGAGGCUACGGAACCAAUGGGGCCUACCCUAAUGAGCCGACCCCCUCUGGCAAAGUUGUUAUUCAUCACUUCACAUGCCGUUCCUUGACUAUCGGCAGCUGGCGCCGCAUUGGACAAAACGCAAUGGAUCUCGUUGUUUUCUAUUCCCCGGAGAAAGCAUGCAUGACUUACUAUAUCAACAACGACUCUGCCGGAUACAAGAUCGAAUACCCCUUUGCCUACAUCAAGAACAUCACCUUGGAGUCUGGUGACCAGACCCCCGGACCAAAUGGCGCCCCUUCGCGGACUGGCGGCCUAGUUGUGGAACUCAAUCGACCCCCAUUGUUUUACAUGGAUUCAUCCAAUUCUGGUGGCUUUUAUCAGUGCGGUGACUUCACAGAAGACCAGCAAGCAAGCCAAAUUCUGGUUCACCAUCUCGGAGGCCACCCGAAGGUUCUUAGCGUCCAGCUCGCCAAACUCGUUUCCCUGGAGUCAUUCCAAAAUCGCCUGGCAUACAAUAACUUUGCUAUGAAUCCGCCCAUGUCGCCCCCUUUCAUUCAGCGUCCUGCAUCCCAACCCAACCAAUUCGCGCAAGCUUACCUGAAUGUGUUUCCCGAGACCCCCACCCACCUGAGCGUUCAGGCGGUCCGUGGUCACAAGCGGCAACGAAGUCGUUCGGUUCCGGUAGCCGUCGACUUCUCCGCAAUGCAGCCGCCGCUUGCCCAGUACAACUUCUCUCAAGCCCCUGCGCACUUUGGCCAGCCAGACACAGGGAUCUUUGCCCCUAUUCCACAAUCGACUCAUCCGCUGGCCCUGAAUCUGCGUAUUGAUACAUCUGCCGCCUAUGGGUUUGAUCCACGAACCCACCCCAUGUCGGCUACAACUACCGCCUCUCCGUCUGAUUUCGCCAGCCCGGGACUUUUCAGUACCGGCGCAGGUGGUGAUUCAACCCCCGUUGCUACCAACAUAGGAACUCAAUUCACAUUACCAUUUGUCACGCCCGCUGUUGACUCAACAGUGGCACAUCAGACGGCGUCCUAUCCUAGUCUUGGUCAUGCCGACCCUAUGAUCGCCAACCAUUCGCCACCACUCUCCAACAUCUCGCACACAUCGCAAGAUAUGUACGGUCUGGGUAAUGAGCACCAAACAAGUUACUCGGAUGAGGGGAUGGGGAUGAAUGGAAUGUAUGCCAAGCACAACAUGACAUUUGGUGUUCCUCAAUCCAUGGGGCUUGAAAGCAGCGCUUUUGAUCUGCCCAUGCAGUCGAUGUCUGGACACACCUCCCCCGGUGUCCAGGGGGAAUUCCAGAGUCUGACACUCGAGAGUGUGGAUCCUAACACACUGGCGCCCGGCUCUUGA
Messenger RNA from Aspergillus aculeatus ATCC 16872, 1821 nucleotides. RefSeq names its product homeobox domain-containing protein. The coding region runs from base 1 to 1821 and encodes 606 amino acids. The transcript is spliced from 3 exons. Gene Ontology annotation, biological process: cell differentiation; regulation of transcription by RNA polymerase II. The record is from RefSeq and is a predicted model, not a curated record. Gene Ontology annotation, molecular function: RNA polymerase II cis-regulatory region sequence-specific DNA binding; DNA-binding transcription factor activity, RNA polymerase II-specific. NCBI's taxonomy places the organism in Eukaryota, Fungi, Ascomycota, Eurotiomycetes, Eurotiales, Aspergillaceae.